Molecule: messenger RNA, 2092 nt
Organism: Plectropomus leopardus (leopard coralgrouper)
Lineage: Eukaryota; Metazoa; Chordata; Actinopteri; Perciformes; Serranidae
Gene: cpdp
Product: CPD photolyase
Biological process (GO): photoreactive repair
Molecular function (GO): deoxyribodipyrimidine photo-lyase activity
Source: RefSeq, a predicted model, not a curated record
AAAAGCAGUGUUACAAAACCUGCACAUCAGAGGAUGGUACAGCCUCCAGCGUGCUCAUGUAACUGGUUGCAUAAAGAAAAAUACGACGCCCACAAACGUGAUUUUCAUAAGUACACCCUGAAAGUGUUAGCCACGUCGUCUACCGUUUCUUGUCUAGCUUUUAAAUACUUCUAAGUUUGAAUUAUUGCAUGUUGCAUAGCAUCUGGAGGAGUUCAUCUUUCUCCACUGUUGCACCAAGACGAUUGUUGAGGUUUCUUGCCCACGUUCAGCAGAGACCCAGCUCAGUUUUCUCCUGCCUGACCAAGUCAUACACCAGCCAAACCAUCAUGUCUGGCAAAAAACGCAAGUCAGAGUCUGCUGCUGCAAAAGAGCCCAGUGCUAAGCAGCAGAAGUUGGCUCCCAUGAAAAAGGAUGAGAAGGAGAAAGCUGUCGGCUGGCUGAAGGACCUUUUGAAGCAGCAGAGGACUGAAGGGAGGGAGAUGAAAUUCAACAAAAAACGCCUCCGCUUUAUAUCAGAGACUGAGAAGAUAAAGCAGGGCUCAGAGGGUGUCCUGUACUGGAUGUUAAGAGACCACAGAGUACAAGAUAACUGGUCGCUGAUUCAUGCCCAGCGGCUUGCUUUGAAGGAGAACCUUCCUCUACACGUGUGUUUCUGCCUGGUUGUCCCAAAAUCAGAGCUGUCUACUCUGAGACAUUACAACUUUAUGUUGAAAGGUCUCGAAGAAGUUGCAAAGGAGUGCAAAACCUUAGACAUCCAGUUCCACUUGCUACAUGGUUCAGCAGCAGAAGUUCUCCCUGGUUUUGUGUCAGACCGCAGCCUGGGCGCAGUGGUGACAGACUUCUACCCCCUCAGAGAGCCAGUGCAGUGGUUGGAGGGUGUUAAAAAGGCUCUUCCAAAGGACAUUCCCCUCAUACAGGUUGAUGCUCAUAAUGUUGUUCCCUGCUGGGUGGCAUCACCUAAACUUGAGUACGGUGCCAGGACGAUCAGAGGAAAAAUCACAAAGCUUUUGCCAGAGUUCUUCACAGACUUUCCUCCAGUAGAGAAACACCCCCACACAGCUACGAGAACUGCCAAACCAGUAGACUGGGAUAAAACCCUGGCCUCCCUGCAGGUUGACCAAACAGUGGGAGUGCCAGAGUGGGCUAAGCCGGGCACCAAAGGAGGGAUGGCCAUGUUGGAGUCCUUUAUCGAUGUCCGCCUUAAACUGUUUGACACCAAACGCAACGACCCAAACGCUGUCGCCCUCAGCCAGCUGUCCCCCUGGAUCCGCUUCGGCCACCUGUCUGCCCAGCGUGUUGCACUGCAAGUUCAGCACAGUGGGAAGUCUGCAGGUCACUCUGUGGCCUCCUUUAUCGAGGAGCUGGUGGUGCGCAGGGAGCUGACUGACAACUUCUGCUUCUACAACAAGAAAUACGACAGCAUUGAGGGUGCGUAUGAGUGGGCUCAGAAGACCUUGAAGGAUCACGCCAAAGACAAGAGGCCCUAUCUCUACACACGUGAGCAGCUGGAGAAAGCAAAGACACAUGACAAACUGUGGAAUGGAGCUCAGUACCAGAUGGUCACUGAGGGGAAGAUGCAUGGUUUCCUGAGGAUGUACUGGGCCAAAAAGAUUUUGGAGUGGACUUCUUCACCAGAGGAAGCGCUCUCAAUCGCUCUGUACCUAAAUGAUCGCUACGAGCUUGAUGGCCAGGACCCCAAUGGGUUUGUCGGUUGCAUGUGGUCUAUUUGUGGCGUCCACGACCAGGGCUGGGCAGAGAGACGUUUUGGAAAAAUCCGCUACAUGAACUACAAAGGCUGCAUGCGGAAGUUUGACGUAGCCGGGUUUGAGCGAAAGUACUGUCCUAAAAACCUUUGAAGCGUAAGAUGUUUUGAAGGAUGGGAAUGAAAUGCCUGACAGCCUAUAUCUCCUACACCUUUACCUCAGGGAGAGUUUGUGCAGCCUCUCUUGCAGAGGAUGUUUUGUUCCUCACUGCCUGUUUUGUUUGGUGUAUUAAUACAUGGGCUGUGUCUUUUACUGGAUAUGUUAGUUUUUUAUACUCUCAAGACUGGUAGUUUACUGUACAGUGUGCUGUGUAAUUUAACAGAUUACGA